UGUUGUCAGAGAGUCAGGAGGUGAUCAGCUGCUGGGAGCUGAUGUCCUCCAGGGCUCUGAAAGGUUCUCCUAGUUGCUCCUGGUUGCUCUCUGACAGGAAGAUGAUGAAGAUGUUGGUGGUGUUUGGGAUCCUGCUGCACGCGCCCGCCCUGGUCUCAGCCUUACAGGCCAAAGAAGGAGACCCGUUUGUCCUGCUGCCCUGUCAAUUCGAUACCUUUGAAGUCACCAACCCCACGGUCCUCUGGACCUUCAGUUCCUCAACCGUCCACCGGCGUCAGCAGGGAGAAGAUCAACUACAGGAUCAGGACCCGCGGUACAGAGGCCGGACCUCCAUGAGGACGGAUGCUCUGGCAGAUAAAGAUCUGAGCCUAAAUCUGACCAAGCUGGUGCUGUCUGACUCUGGGAACUACUCCUGCAUCGUCAGGGACCACAGGGAGGAAAUCCACAGGGAAAGCGUGACCCUGCAGGUAGAAGGAGGUUUUCCAUCUUGGGCCACAGCUCUGCUGGUUGUUCUCGGUAUCCUGGUUUUCUGCAUCUCUGGAGGGGUUUUAUUUUGCUUCCGUCAGCAUUUCAUGUCAGAGUACCGGGUUCCAUUGGGUUAUAAUAAGAAGUCUGUCCUGCUGCCCUGCAAGACCACAGCUUGCCUGUCUGAAGAUGUUAGGGUGGAGUGGACAGAUGAAGGUGGCAGGAAGGUCCAUGUGUAUGAGAACGGUUCUGAUCUGCCUGACGAACAGGACGGGCUCUAUAAAACCAGGACUGCCAUGGAAAAAAAGUUCAAAUCUGGAGACGUCAGUCUGACCCUGAAACACCCCUCAGAUGAAGAUAAAAACAUCUACACCUGCAAGAUCUACAGUCAGGGAAAAAUCCUGACGCAGAAAACAGUCACCCUCUACAUCAAAGGAGCAAAGAAGGGGAAGUCAUCCAUUGUGUGAAAGCCCUCUGUCUGUGUAGAUGACCUUUGACCUCCUGGAUCUCAUCAUCUUCUCUUCAUGGACUCUGAAUAAACUCCUGCUGACCAUCAACCUGAGCCUACCUCCA
Cyprinodon variegatus (sheepshead minnow) is the source of this 1038-nucleotide messenger RNA. RefSeq lists its product as uncharacterized. Gene Ontology annotation, cellular component: external side of plasma membrane. The transcript has 5 exons. Lineage: Eukaryota; Metazoa; Chordata; Actinopteri; Cyprinodontiformes; Cyprinodontidae. The record is from RefSeq and is a predicted model, not a curated record. Bases 42 to 932 code for a protein of 296 amino acids. Gene Ontology annotation, biological process: cellular response to lipopolysaccharide; T cell costimulation; immune response.